Theobroma cacao (cacao) is the source of this 1208-nucleotide messenger RNA. The record is from RefSeq and is a predicted model, not a curated record. NCBI's taxonomy places the organism in Eukaryota, Viridiplantae, Streptophyta, Magnoliopsida, Malvales, Malvaceae.
CCCUUUCCUUUCCUUUUCUUUUCUUUUUUAUUUUCUUUUCCUUUCUCUUGCUGCAAAAAUACAGUUGCCCUUCUCACCUACUUCCUAAAAACCUACGGACACAGCCCUCUCUCUCCCUCGCAGACGCGCACUCUUCUUCAUAUCCCACCAAAAGCAUUUUAAUUCUGAUCCCUUUCCUUCUUUCCUUCUUUCUUUCUCUUCAGAGGCUGUAUAAAUAGGCCUGCAGGGACAUACUAUUGCAAACAACAGACAACAAGAGAAACAGGUUUUUUAAUCAGAAGUUUCAGGAGGACCGAGGAAUAAUAUUGGGUUUUACUAGUGGUUAUAAGUUUUUCUUUUGACAGCGAUCGAUGGAGUUGAAAUCAGACAACAUUCAAGACAGACCCGAACAGCAACAACAGCAAAUGCAGCAGCAGCAGCAGGAACAACAAGAACAACAGCACUUUCAUGUGCUGGCAGUUGAUGACAGUGUUAUUGACAGAAAGUUAUUGGAGAAGCUCCUCAAAGUUUCUUCAUACCAAGUGACUUGUGUUGACUCUGGGGAUAAAGCUUUGGAAUAUCUGGGACUGCUUAAUAACUUGGACUGUCACUCAACAACUUCUUCUUCUUCUUCUUCUUCUUCCUCUUCUUCUUCUUCUUGUUCCCAGUCUUCGCAACAAGAGGGACUUAAAGUCAACUUAAUCAUGACAGACUUCUGUAUGCCCGGAAUGAGCGGCUAUGAUUUACUCAAACGUGUCAAGGGAUCUUCUUGGAAAGAUGUACCAGUCGUGGUCAUGUCAUCAGAAAAUGUACCUUCAAGAAUUAGCAUGUGCUUGGAAGGAGGAGCAGAAGAAUUCCUGUUAAAGCCUCUUCAAUUAUCAGACUUGGACAAAAUUCAAGCUUACCUUGUGAAAUCCCUUGAUCAUUCCUGUACAAACAUGGACAAAGACUUGAUCGGUGAUAACAAUGACAACGAUGACAACAGCAAUAACAACUACAGCGAGGACAGCAAUAACGACAAUGGCAAUAGUAACAAUAGCAACAAUAAUUUUAGCAAGAGGAAGGCAAUAUCUUCUGAAGCUACAGAGAGAAGACCAAAAAUGAAAGGAGUAGCAGUAAUAGUAUGAUAAUGUAUACGUUAGAACAGUGCAUGUUGUUAUACGUGGGGUUUCGUGUUUACUUGGUUAAUGCUAAUUUUAAAAUGAAGAGGCUUUAAUUUUGACUUAUUA